ACAUAGUCGUGGACCGGCGUGUCCUUGGACUUAGAGAGCGGGACGUCUGGCUUCCGAGCGGUGAUCGUAGUAGCACUAGCGACGAAAGAGCGAAUUAAAAAUGGGUGAUGUUGAGAAAGGCAAGAAGAUUUUUGUUCAGAAGUGUGCCCAGUGCCACACCGUGGAAAAGGGAGGCAAGCACAAGACUGGGCCCAAUCUCCAUGGUCUGUUUGGGCGGAAGACAGGUCAGGCACCUGGAUUCUCUUACACAGAUGCCAACAAGAACAAAGGCAUCACCUGGGGAGAGGACACACUCAUGGAGUAUUUGGAGAAUCCCAAGAAGUACAUCCCUGGAACAAAAAUGAUCUUCGCUGGCAUUAAGAAGAAGGCAGAAAGAGCAGAUUUGAUAGCUUAUCUCAAAAAAGCUUCUAAUGAGUAAUAGUUGGCCACUGCCUUAUUUAUUACAAAAUGGAAAUGUCUCAUGACUUUAUGUGUACCAUAAUUUAGUUGAUCUCAUACACCAGAAUUUAGAUCAUGAGUGACUGACAGAAUAUUUUUGUUGGCAGUCCUGAUUUAAGUAAGACUGGUUUGUGGUAAAUAUAAUAGGUUUUUUGAAUUUUGAUAGUAAUUCCAGUCCAGUAAAUACUAUCACUGUUUUCCCCUUCUAAAGACAUGAUUGGACUUGAUUAGUAGUGUUCAACUUUUCACAAAGAUGGUGAAUGCCAUCUCAGAACCUAUUGGAGAUUGGUUUUAUAUCUAGAUUUAUAACUGAUUAUAUGAAUAAAUUUAAAUACUGGAGAAAUCCCUUCACAGUUUCAGAACCGAGCAAGACUCACCUUUGUUUUAAUGUGUGUUCAUUAGCCUGUUAAAGGCGAGGGCUGAAGUUAAAGUAGCAAUGUCUACUUUAUAUUUUUGGUCUUAACUAUGCCAAUCUAAUGAGAAUUCCCUGUGUCUAAAAUGCUGCCUUUUACUUAUUGAAAACAUUUUAGUUUGGUUUAUGUAUUAUAUCAAAUAAGGAAGAUUUAGCACUUAUCAUAUUUUAUAGAUGAUAUAUGAGAACAGAUGCUUUUAAAAGUCAGGGUGACAAGAUAUAAUACCAAGUUAAAUUUUACUUUUGAAUUCUUUACUAAGUCAAGCUCAGUUAUAAUUUAGGAUUGCCUUUAAACAAGUAUUCAAAAACACAUAAAACUGUAGAACUACUGUGUAUGUGUGAUUGGUAAUGGUGCUUUUGCCAGCUCAUUAGAAGGAUUAAAGUAAAAGAGCUAUACACAAAUUUGUAAAUUAUGUGAUUAUAAGACCUAAGAUAAUUAAAAUCACAGACCAUGA
This is a messenger RNA of Galeopterus variegatus (Sunda flying lemur), 1305 nucleotides long. RefSeq names its product cytochrome c, somatic. Lineage: Eukaryota; Metazoa; Chordata; Mammalia; Dermoptera; Cynocephalidae. Gene Ontology annotation, cellular component: mitochondrial intermembrane space. Gene Ontology annotation, biological process: mitochondrial electron transport, cytochrome c to oxygen; mitochondrial electron transport, ubiquinol to cytochrome c. The transcript is spliced from 3 exons. Gene Ontology annotation, molecular function: electron transfer activity; heme binding. Bases 101 to 418 code for a protein of 105 amino acids. The record is from RefSeq and is a predicted model, not a curated record.